AUGUUGAUUCCUGCUGAUAUUGCCAACAUGCAUGACAAAGACACCAUGGCUGCUAUUCAUGGAACCCGGAUCUCGCCGCUGCAUGCCCAGGAUUUCGGCGCCACUUCCGUCAUCAAAAGCACUAUCAAACCUCAGCUGAAGCUGAUACCGACAACAGAGGAUAGUUAUGGCGAGGAUAUGGAAGACGAUGAUUUUAGCGAUCACGAUUCACACUACUCCGAGGACUUCAUCGAUGAUGAAUUUAUGCACGUGAUCACCGAGGAACCACCUGAUGUGACGCAGCGUCUGCUAAGUUUUGCGGAAAUGGUGAACACAGAUAUUCAGAAAUACUUUGGUAAGAAGAAGGAAGAGGAUUCGUGUGAUAUAUACGAAGAUAAAUGGGUAACGACCAAAUCUGGGCGAGAACUGUACUAUGCCGAUCUUCUGAGAAUAGCUCAAGGCGAAAAUGUAGACAGUAAAUCUAGGAGGGACACCUCUUCCGUGUCACCAAAACUAGAUAUUCAGGGCAAACAAAAGUUCACAGGGAAAAUGGAUGCCAAGAUUGGAUUAGGCCCGCUUAAUGAUUUAUUUGAAUACGGACUCCGGCAAUUUUUAGUUGAUGGAAAAUUAAAAGCGAAAAAAAUGAAAAGAAUGAAACCGGAUAUAAAAAAGAUGGAGGACGUAAUGCCGAUGAAUCAGCGGAAGUUACCGGAGUCAUUUUGGCGGGAACCUAGGGCAGAGCGUCAAACAGACCCACGUGUUAAUAAUGGCGGAAAUCUGCUCAAUACUUCCCACCCCCCAGACUUUAGUGACCUUCUUCAGAGUUGGACAGGGGUUGGGCAUGUGAACGACUUUGGUGGUGAUUUAUCUUCUAGUGAAAUGAGUGUGACGUCAUCAGAAUCUCUCUGA
Molecule: messenger RNA, 888 nt
Organism: Ylistrum balloti
Lineage: Eukaryota; Metazoa; Mollusca; Bivalvia; Pectinida; Pectinidae
Product: protein PERCC1-like
Exons: 1
Coding region: 1-888 (295 amino acids)
Source: RefSeq, a predicted model, not a curated record